Molecule: messenger RNA, 1245 nt
Organism: Durusdinium trenchii
Lineage: Eukaryota; Dinophyceae; Suessiales; Symbiodiniaceae
Source: the annotation of a GenBank genome assembly
AUGUGGCUGGAGUUGGACUACCCGCUCCCCGUUUGGAAGUGGGUCGAGGAGUUUUUCCUGGUCGUUUAUGUCUUCGAGCUCUCUGUGCGCCUGCUCUACUACGGCUGUGGGUACUUUGUCCACGAGAAUUGGACAUGGCAUUAUCUCGAUUUUGUGAUCGUCCUGUUCGGAGUGGCGGAGCAGUGGAUGUUGCCCUUGUGGCACGUCAUCUACCACACACUCUUUGGUGCGACCUCCUCCACCUCGAUCUCCAUGAGCCUGGUCCGGUCCCUCCGCAUCGUCCGCGUCUUCCGGGUGCUGCGCCUCGCGCGGCUCCUGCGGGGCGUCAAGCAGCUCUACAAGUUGAUUCACGGAGUCGUGGAGUCCAUGGCCAGUGUUGGAUGGGUCAUCAUCUUGACCUUCAUUUUGUUAUACUCGGCCUCCUUGGUCUUUACCACCCUCGUGGGCCGCGGCUACAUCUACGAGGAUCCGGAGGACGUGCCCGAUGAGGCCAUGCUUUACUUCGGCACCGUGUGGCGAUCGUUCCUGGCACUCUUUAAGCUCAUGAACGAUGACCAGUCCGUGGUCACCCAGAUCAUUACCACCAUCGGUGGCCAGAUCUUGUUUUAUGCCUUCAUGAUGCUCUCCAACUGGAUGAUGCUUGCCAUCCUGACCUCUGUCAUCAGCGACAACAUGAUGACGGUGUCCCGCACCAAGGAGGAGGAAGACCGGAAGAGGUCGAUGCAAGACCGCGCGGAGAUGGCGAAGCGUCGGAUCACGCAGAUCUUUCAGAGGCUGGACGAAGAUCACAGUGGCUCCAUCACCGAGGACGAGAUGCGCCAGCUUCUGAGUGACUUAGACCUCCAGGCGGAACUCUGUGAGGCAGCAGGAUUGCAUGAUGCCUCAGAUCUAGUGGAGAUGUUGCACUGCGCCAGUUACAAGAGCAAGGAGGAGGGAAGCGUGAUUCUCUACAAGCAAUUCCUCACCAUGCUCCAGGAUGAGUCUGCGCACGCCAAAGAGCGGUCCAUUUUCAAAGUCCUGGAGAACAUGCGAGCCAUGGAAUUUCGAUUGGAGGAGCGCAUGAAUGCGGCACUACGGCAGCUGAAGAUGAACGACGAGCAGAUUGAGAAGUUGCCGUCUUUGGGAGAUGAGUUGAAGAAGAUGCAGCAGUUGGAGGACUCCCCCGCGCGAUCGGAAGUGAUUCGGCUCAACCACUCCGCCAGCAUCGCGGCAAAGUCGCCCCGCUCGGAGGCUUCCUCCAGAUAA